AUGACCAGCCCAUCCGCGCCGCCGCCCUGCCCUCACCUCGCCGCGCACCGCCUCACCUCGCGCCCGCUCCGCUUCCUCCGCCGCUGCCUCCGCGUGCGCCCGCUCGGCCGCCCCGAGAUCCGCCGCGACGCGCGCGAGGUGCCCCGCUGCUCCCCCUGCCCCUCCUCCUCCCCGCCCCCCGCCCGCCUCUACGCCUGCCUCUCCUGCGCCACCGUCUUCUGCCCCUCCCACGCCGCCUCCCACGCCUCCUCCUCCUCCCCGGGCCACCAGAUCGCAGUCGACGUCGACCGCGCCGAGCUCUUCUGCGCCGCCUGCGGGGACCAGGUCUACGACCCGGACUUCGACCACGCCGUCGUCCUCGCCCAGUCCACCGCACUCCACCCCCCGUCCACCUCCACCUCCACCCCCACACCCGCCCCCCGCAAGCGCCGCCGCGUCGACUACCGCGCCUGGGCGCCAGAUCCGGCCGAAUCCGCACUCGUGAGCUCCGCCGCCGAUCCCACCACUUCCGCAUCCGCCACGGAACCAGCUGGCCUGCGCGGGCUAAACAACCUCGGCAACACCUGCUUCAUGAACUCCGUGCUCCAGGCGCUCCUCCACGCGCCGCCGCUCCGGAACUACUUCCUCGGCGAUCGCCACAACCGAUUCCUCUGCCCGCGCCGCACGCCCAUGAGGCACCGCGCCACCGAUGCGGACGCCAAGGCCGCCUGCCUCGCCUGCGAUCUCGACGAGAUCUACUCGGCAACCUUCUCGGGGGAGCGCACGCCAUACAGCCCCGCCAAGUUCCUCUAUAGCUGGUGGCAGCAUGCAACAAACCUUGCAAGCUAUGAGCAACAGGAUGCACAUGAAUUUUUUAUCUCCAUCCUUGACCAUAUUCAUGAAAAUAUAAAGGAUGAUGAGCACAAAUCACAUGAACAAGGCCAUGGAGACUGUUGCAUUGCACACCGGGUGUUUUCUGGUAUCCUGAGAUCAGAUGUCAUCUGCACAAAUUGUGGGUUCUCAUCCACAACUUUUGAACCUUGCAUGGACUUCUCUUUAGACUUGGAUGCUGGAUGUAACGUUUCUCGUGGUGUUGCAAACCCAAAAGCACGCAAUGGAGAGAGGAACUUAGCUGGCAUGAAUCCCAAGGUAUCAUCAACACUCAUGAGAUGUUUGGAGCGGUUUACCAGGGCUGAGAGGCUAGAUGCUGACCAGAAGUUCUUCUGUGAACGUUGCAAGGAGAGGCAAGAGUCCCUUAAGCAAAUGUCCAUUCGGAGGCUUCCACUUGUUUCCUGCUUUCACAUCAAGAGAUUUGAGCAUUCGUCAGUUAAGAAGAUGUCAAGGAAGGUUGAUCACUCUUUGCAGUUCCCUUUUUCUCUUGACAUGGCACCUUACCUGUCAUCCUCAGUUCUCAGAAGCAGAUAUGGGAACCGCAUAUUUCCAUCAGAAUCCAUAGAUUCAGAAGCAGUUUCGGAAUUGUCUUCAGAAUUUGAAAUAUUUGCGGUGAUCACACAUAGUGGCAAGCUAGAUGCUGGCCACUACGUGACUUAUCUCAGGUUAAACAAUCAGUGGUACAGAUGCGAUGAUGCAUGGGUAACCAGAGUUGAUGAGCAUACUGUCAGGACUUCCCAAGCAUAUAUGCUCUUCUAUGUGCAGAAGACGCUUUACUAUAAAGCUUGUGAAAGGCCAGCUGCAGUCUGAAUGAUUUUGAACAAAUACUGAGAGCCUUAUUCUGUACCACCAGGAAAUACCGCCAUCAUGUGAUAGA
This is a messenger RNA of Lolium rigidum, 1747 nucleotides long. Its product is annotated as ubiquitin C-terminal hydrolase 22-like. Gene Ontology annotation, biological process: protein deubiquitination. The coding region runs from base 1 to 1680 and encodes 559 amino acids. The record is from RefSeq and is a predicted model, not a curated record. The transcript is spliced from 3 exons. NCBI's taxonomy places the organism in Eukaryota, Viridiplantae, Streptophyta, Magnoliopsida, Poales, Poaceae. Gene Ontology annotation, molecular function: cysteine-type deubiquitinase activity; zinc ion binding.